This is a messenger RNA of Moneuplotes crassus, 913 nucleotides long. Lineage: Eukaryota; Ciliophora; Spirotrichea; Euplotida; Euplotidae. The record is from the annotation of a GenBank genome assembly.
UUAUAAUCUUAUUUAAUUUUAAUGUUCUCAAUCAAUCCUUGUGAUAAAUAUUUCAGUGAUGAACACUCAAAUCUUAACUUCUUCACUGAAGACCUUGGUUUUGAGUACGAGCAGAACAUUGAUCUCUCCGAGAACCAUGAUCUCUUCGAUCACAAGAGUCCUGAGCUCAAGGGCAACAUGCAGAGCAUUUCUGGAGAUCAAGCUCAGUGAGACAACAUUAGCAUUAAAGGAGUUCCUGAAGAAGUUAACGAGCCUCAGGGGUGUGACUUAUCAACGAGCAAAAGUGUAAAGAAGUCAGACCCAGUGAACAUGUCCAUCCAAGAAAUUAUUGAUUCUACUGAAAUGAACACUCCUGAGGUAGAGGUCACCCAUCUCACCUCUCAAGACUGUAAGGCCAGGAGGAAGAAGAGGAGCAACCUUAGUAACACCAGAAGGAGGAGAAAGGACAUUAUCUUUAAGUCCAUCUUAAGAAGAUGUAGGAAAUACUUCCAAUCAGAGUUUAACAAUUUCUGAAAUUACUCAAGAGUCAAAAAGAGGAGAUCUCGUACCUUUUUCUUUGAGCAGAUUACUAAGUUCUAUGUGCAUAUGUUCCAAGAAGAGUGUCCUGACCUUCUUAUCUUCUCGGCGUUCUUGAACUCUAAGGAUACUAUUAAGACAAUUGAUCUAUACACCUCAGAGGAAAGUGAGAUAGAGUCAAAGAAACAACAAGUGAGCAAGAUUCAUGACAUCCUGUAUAAAUUUACCCAUGAAAAGAUGGGGGUCUUCUUCGAGUACUCUCUUCUGAACUUCCUCUUCAAAAAGUUCGUGGAAGUAGAGAAAGAGUCACUCCCAAAGGGGUACAUGCAGCAGCUUGAAACGAUGCAGACCCUCCUCUAAUUAUUCAAAUUAAUAUUUGCUUAUUAAUAAAUCUUCC